This is a messenger RNA of Mesorhabditis belari, 528 nucleotides long. Lineage: Eukaryota; Metazoa; Nematoda; Chromadorea; Rhabditida; Rhabditidae. The record is from the annotation of a GenBank genome assembly.
AUGACCACUCCAAUCUUCAUCAUCGCUUUCUUAGCCACUCCACUGUUAGCUGGAAGUCUUCCCCCGGUGUCCGUCCCGUCAGUCACUCUUCCAACUGUUACCCCGAAGAUUCCAAUUCCGAAUGUGAAUGGAACUUGUAAAUGCCCGCUUAUUCCAGAUCUUCAAGUAUUAGAUUGCAUCUUGGAUUUCAUCAGCCACGUGAACAUCUUGACGAAGACUGUGGAGACUGUGAACGGAACACAAUUCAACAAAUACACCAUCCAACACUUAGAGAUCCUUAAGGGUGGACUUGAGCUUCCCUCGGUUGUCCUCGUUCCAAUGGGUCCAUGUGGAUUGGAAUUGGAGGAUUUGGUGUGCCAACUCCUCGAGGGAUUGAUCGAGCCACUUCUUGGGAAGCUUCUUGUUGUCCUUCCCGGUCUUGAUGCUCUUGGUGGUUUGGGUGGAUUGACUGGCGGAGUUGGAGGUCUUACUGGAGUUGUUGGUGGGCUCACCAAUGGAUUGGGCCUCGGUGACUUACUCGGUGGAUUG